Molecule: messenger RNA, 2746 nt
Organism: Xenopus tropicalis (tropical clawed frog)
Lineage: Eukaryota; Metazoa; Chordata; Amphibia; Anura; Pipidae
Gene: gulp1
Product: GULP PTB domain containing engulfment adaptor 1
Exons: 13
Coding region: 209-1087 (292 amino acids)
Cellular component (GO): cytoplasm
Source: RefSeq, a predicted model, not a curated record
GGGGGCCCCUGUGACGUCACGGGCUUGGCUGAGAGGCUCCAGAGCUGAGCCUGGGAGUGCGACUUGCGGCUGGAGCAUCUGCGGCUUUUCUGCACAGCCAAGGAUUCUGUCAUCUGUGACUGAAUAAAUCAUAGCUCUUGAUCCUACUGCAAGCCUUCAAUGCCACACAAGAGGGACUAAAAGAUAGAAGCGCAGCGCCUUACACAAAAUGAACCGUGCGUUCAGCAGAAAGAGAGAUAAAUCAUGGAUGCAUACUCCAGAAACAUUGUCAAAGCAUUUUAUUGCCUACAAUGCUAAAUUUCUUGGGCGGACAGAAGUUGAACAACCCAAGGGUACUGAGAUUGUAAGAGAUGCAGUAAGAAAACUUAAGUUUUCCAGACAUAUUAAGAAAUCAGAAGGUCAGAAAACCCCAAAGGUUGAACUACAGAUUUCAAUAUAUGGUGUUAAAAUUCUCGAACCUAAGACAAAGGAAAUUGUGCACAACUGUCAGUUACACAGGAUAUCAUUUUGCGCUGACGAUAAGACAGACAAAAGGAUAUUCACGUUCAUUUGCAAAGAUUCAGAGUCGAAUAAGCACUUAUGUUAUGUGUUUGAUAGCGAAAAGUGUGCUGAGGAGAUCACAUUAACUAUUGGUCAGGCUUUUGACUUGGCAUACAGGAAGUUUCUGGAGUCAGGAGGAAAAGAUGUUGAAACAAGAAAACAAUUAGCUGGUUUGCAAAGAAGGAUUCAGGAACUAGAGACAGAAAAUACAGAACUGAAAUGUAAAGUACAAGACCUAGAGAACCGGCUUUUAAUGACUGAUGUCUCUUAUUCCCCUACAGACAGUGCAACACCCCAGUCACCAUCUACUGAUAUAUUUGAUAUGAUCCCUUUUUCUUCUAUCUCACCUGAGUCAACCACACCUACACGAAAUGGAACUCCACCUCCUCCUACACCGAUCAGAUCAGAUGAUGAGACCAAAAAGGAUCUCUUUGGAGCAGAACCUUUUGAUCCAUUUUGCUGUGCAGCAGGUGACUUUCCUCCGGACAUACAAUCCAGACUGGAUGAGAUGCAGCGUCAGAGAUGGAGGGGUUCAAAAUGGGAUUAACAGUAGAAGGAACAAUUUUUUGUCUGGACUUUGCUGACCACAGAAGUUGAUAUCAUCAAAACAGUACAACCAUCCCUUGCAAUAAGCCUGUAUUUGAAAUUAUUUUUUGUUUAAUUUUCUGUAUGAACCAAAAACAUUAUUAUACUCAGUUAACAUAAUCAGUAUUUUUCAAAUGCAGUAUAGAAAAUACUUUUAGAGAGUUAAAUAUUGUUUAGAUUAUGUACCUUCAUACUGUAUAUUACUAAUUAAAACUGAAAGCUUCUACGUAGAUUUUAGCUAGUUUUAGCUAGUUUUAAUGUUUUGGAGCAAAAAUCCUACAAAAAAAGUUCAGCUGUUGGUUCGCUGUCUUAAUUUGAUUUGUUUAUUUGCAACCUAGCACUCUCAUAACAUUUUUUAAAGAGAUAUCUACAGAUAAUGCAUUUGUACUCAUUUUAAGGGACUGCAUUUUUAGAUAAAGACAAAGUUUUUAAAUUAUGUAAAGCACUUUAUGUCUUAAAUGGUCUAAUAUUUUUAUAAAAAAUAUAUAUAAUUUUGUUCCUUGCCCACACAUUAAUUGUAGCAAAGUGAUGUAAACAUAAACAGGCUAAAUUUUGGACACAACAAAAUAGCCAUCUUUUGCAGGGACCAUAGCAGACCCAUCUUUUACCAUCUUUUGUACAGAUCAUAGCAGAACAAACUCUGGGCAUUGUAUUAAGUAAAGAUUCAAGGUAUUUGUUGGAAAGUUCACACCAACACUUCUACAGAUGUUUUCACAAAUGAACAGUAUGAGCUAGCUAAAUCUGCUCAUAGGAUUAAAGUUAUUACUUUUAACUUUCAUUUAUCUUUCUUCUUUUUUAAAUAAUUCUGACAGAACUGUAAAGAAUGCUUAGGAUUAUUAUCCUGUUGCAUCACAUAGGGCUGCAGGCUGCCCAAUAGAUCUCAUACCAGAAGGUAUAGCAUGGGAGCUCCUUUAAUUCACCCAGUCUACAACAUACAAAAACUCAUCAUCAUGGCCCAGCAAGUUGUAUUCAUAAGUCCAUAAUACCCAUUGAUCUAGGUCUAGGUCAUAAUACCCAUUGAUUUUUCACAAUGUGAGCUCUUUCUUCUUUUUUAAUUCUUUUUGAUAAUGUAAGCAACACAAUUCAAUUCUAAAUAGAUCUAGAUUGUUUUAAAUAUAAUCGCAAACAUGGCUUAAUAUAAAGUCACAAACAUGACUUAAUUAACUUAGAUAGAUAUUCUUAAAAAACAUUUUUAAAUGUAAGCGUACAUGGGUUGAAAUUUUACCAAAAAUGCUUAAAAACAAAUCAAAAGUAGAAAUUGUGUCAGCAUUCAACUUACCUAACUGUUCACACAGAAAUCCUGACUAUGCCUUGCUAAAAUAUCCUCCAAAAGUUCAGAAAAAUUGCUUAUUUAAUGUCUGUGUCCUGCUGACAGACACCAUGUCACACUGUAAUGCUGGGUUAUUGGCCAGAAAAAAAGCUUUAAUGGAAUGCUUCAGCUUUAGCUUAGCAUGAAGAGGGAGGUAGAAAUUCAGCGGAAACACACUAAGGAGCCCAUUUACUAAGGUUUUCUGAGAAAAGUAGUUUUUUUUUUAUGUUUCGUUUUUUUUCCCUCAAGAUUUACGUAUGUGUUUUUUGGCAAUAAAAGAUUACAUUUUUUUUCUUGAAAAAUUCAACAUAG